Messenger RNA from Sorex fumeus (smoky shrew), 4580 nucleotides. It is a transcript of the gene NPC1, whose product is annotated as NPC intracellular cholesterol transporter 1. The record is from RefSeq and is a predicted model, not a curated record. The transcript has 25 exons. Gene Ontology annotation, molecular function: lipid carrier activity. Bases 88 to 3972 code for a protein of 1294 amino acids. Gene Ontology annotation, cellular component: membrane. NCBI's taxonomy places the organism in Eukaryota, Metazoa, Chordata, Mammalia, Eulipotyphla, Soricidae.
CUGGCGUUUGCUGCGUUCCCCUGCGCCGGCAGACGGGUUGCGGGACCAGUCCAGCCCGGGAGCCCGAGCUCCGCCGUCGUUUGCAGCAUGAGCGCUCGCGGGCGCACGGUCGGCCUCCUGCUGCUGCUGUCUGUGGCGCAGGUGCGUGCACAGGCUUGUGUGUGGUAUGGAGAGUGUGGAAUUGCAUCUGGAGACAAGAGGUACAAUUGUGAAUAUUCUGGGCCACCAAAACCACUGCCAAAGGAUGGAUAUGACUUAGUACAGGAACUGUGUCCCGGAUUCUUUUUUAACGAUGUCAGUCUUUGUUGUGAUGUUCGGCAGCUUCAGACACUGAAAGAAAACCUGCAGCUCCCUCUGCAGUUCCUGUCCAGAUGUCCUUCCUGCUUUUAUAACCUCAUGAACCUAUUUUGUGAGCUGACAUGUAGCCCUCGACAGAGUCAGUUUCUAAAUGUUACUGCAACUGGAGAUUAUGUUGAUCCUGUUACAAACCAAACAAAGACGAACGUGAUAGAGCUGCAGUACUAUAUCGGAGAGAGUUUCGCCAAUGCCAUGUACAAUGCCUGCCGGGAUGUGGAGGCCCCCUCAAGCAAUGACAAGGCCCUGGGGCUUCUGUGUGGGAAGGAGGCUGAAGCCUGCAACGCCACCAACUGGAUUGAGUACAUGUUCAACAAGGACAAUGGGCAGGCGCCCUUCACCAUCACGCCCGUCUUCUCAGACCUUUCGAUCCACGGAAUGGAGCCCAUGAACAAUGCCACCAAAGGCUGCGACCAGCCUGUGGAUGAGGUCACGGCACCGUGCAGCUGCCAGGACUGCUCAGUCGUUUGUGGCCCGAAGCCCCAGCCCCCACCCAUGCCUCCUCCCUGGAGAAUCUUGGGCCUGGAUGCCAUGUAUGUCAUCAUGUGGAUCACCUACAUGGCAUUUUUGCUUGUGUUUUUUGGAGCGUUUUUUGCUGUGUGGUGCUACAGGAAACGCUAUUUUGUCUCUGAGUACACCCCUAUCGACAGCAACAUCGCAUUCUCCGUAAACGCCAGCGACAAAGGAAUGGCUUGGCUCUUAACCUCCACCCUCCCUUCCUCUCCCGCCCUUCCAGGGGAGGCGUCCUGCUGUGACCCCCUGGGCGCGGCCUUCGAGGGCUGUCUGAAGCAGCUCUUCACCCAGUGGGGCUCCUUCUGUGUCCGCAACCCCGGUGUCGUCCUCUUCUUCUCCCUGGCCUUCAUCGGGGCGUGCUCUUCGGGCCUGGUGUUUGUGCGCAUCACCACCAACCCGGUGGAGCUGUGGUCUGCCCCCAGCAGCCAGGCCCGCCAGGAGAAACAGUACUUUGACACGCACUUUGGGCCAUUCUUCCGCACGGAGCAGCUCAUCAUCCGGGCCCCCAACACCAAGACGCACACUUACGAGCCGUAUCCCUCGGGAUCCGACGUGCCCUUUGGGCCUCCGCUGGACAAAGAGAUUUUGCACCAGGUGCUUGAGCUGCAGACAGCCAUUGAAAACAUUACUGCCACCUACAACAACAAGACGGUGACGCUUCAGGAUAUCUGCCUGACCCCUCUCUCCCCGUAUAACCGGAACUGCACCAUCCUGAGCGUGCUGAACUACUUCCAGAACAGUCAUGCCAUGCUGGACCGCAAGAUAGAGGAUGACUUCUACGUGUACGCCGACUAUCACACGCACUUCCUGUACUGUGUCCGGGCUCCUGCCUCUCUGAACGACACGAGUGUGCUCCACGAUCCUUGUCUGGGGACGUUCGGCGGGCCGGUGUUCCCCUGGCUUGUCCUGGGAGGCUACGAUGAUCAAAACUACAAUAAUGCUACAGCCCUUGUGAUGACCUUUCCUGUCAAUAAUUACUAUAAUGAUACAGAGAAGCUCCGGAGAACUGAGGCCUGGGAAAGAGAGUUCAUUAAUUUUGUGAGAAACUACAAGCAUCCGAACCUGACCAUUUCUUUCACUGCUGAACGGAGCAUUGAAGAUGAGCUCAAUCGCGAGAGCCAAAGCGACGUCUACACCGUGGUGAUCAGCUACGCCAUCAUGUUUUUGUACAUCUCCAUAGCACUGGGCCACAUCAAGAGCUGCAGGCGGCUGCUGGUGGAUUCUAAGAUCUCCCUGGGCAUCGCGGGCAUCCUCAUUGUCCUGAGCUCCGUCGCCUGCUCUCUGGGCAUCUUCAGUUUCCUGGGGAUCCCCCUCACCCUCAUUGUGAUCGAAGUGAUCCCGUUUCUGGUACUGGCCGUUGGGGUGGACAACAUCUUCAUUCUGGUCCAGACCUACCAGAGAGACGAACGCCUUCAAGGAGAAAGUCUGGACCAGCAGCUGGGCAGGGUCCUGGGAGAGGUGGCCCCCAGCAUGUUCCUGUCUUCCUUCUCAGAGACGGUCGCCUUUUUCUUAGGGGCCCUGUCGGUGAUGCCGGCCGUGCACACCUUCUCGCUGUUCGCCGGCAUGGCGGUCUUCAUCGACUUCCUCCUGCAGAUCAGCUGCUUCGUGAGUCUCCUGGGCUUAGACAUUAAGCGUCAGGAGAAAGGCCGCCUGGACAUCCUCUGCUGCACCAGCAUUGCCGAUGACGACGGCACAAGCGUGCAGGCCUCGGAGAGCUUCUUGUUUCGGUUCUUCAGAAAGUCCUAUGCCCCGUUUCUGCUCAAGGACUGGAUGCGGCCCAUUGUGAUCGCGGUGUUUGUGGGCAUUCUGUCCUUCAGCGUCGCCGUCCUGAACAAAGUAGAGAUCGGACUGGACCAGGCGCUCUCCAUGCCAGAUGACUCCUACGUGGUGGAUUACUUCAAGUCGCUCAGUCAGUACCUGCACGCAGGCCCACCUGUCUACUUCGUCGUGCAGGAAGGGCACAACUACACCUCCCUGAAGGGGCAGAACAUGGUGUGCGGGGGCAUGGGCUGUGACAACGACUCCCUGGUGCAGCAGAUAUUCAACGCAGCACAGAUGGACAACUACACCCGCAUAGGCUUUGCCCCCUCGUCCUGGAUCGAUGAUUAUUUUGACUGGAUUAAACCACAGUCGUCUUGCUGCCGCGUCUACAACAACACCGAGCAGUUCUGCAACGCCUCAGUGGUGGACCCGGCCUGCCUGCGCUGCAGACCUCUGACCCAGGAGGGCAAGCAGAGACCCCAGGGAGGAGACUUCAUGAGGUUCCUGCCCAUGUUCCUUUCCGACAACCCCAACCCCAAGUGCGGCAAAGGGGGCCACGCGGCUUAUGGUUCGGCAGUGAACAUCCUUGGCAACGACACCAGCGUUGGAGCCACCUACUUCAUGACGUACCACACAGUUCUCCAGACCUCUGCUGACUUCAUUGAUGCCAUGACCAAGGCCCGCCUCAUCGCUGCUAACAUCACCAGGACCAUGGGCCUGGAAGAGAGUCAUUACCGUGUGUUCCCGUACAGUGUGUUCUAUGUCUUCUACGAGCAGUACCUGACCAUCGUGGAUGACACCAUCUUUAACCUCAGCGUGUCCCUGGGUGCCAUCUUCUUGGUGACCAUGGUUCUCCUGGGCUGCGAGCUGUGGGCCGCCGUCAUCAUGUGCAGCACCAUCGCCAUGAUCCUCAUCAACAUGUUUGGUGUUAUGUGGCUGUGGGGCAUCAGCCUCAAUGCUGUGUCCCUGGUCAACCUGGUGAUGAGUUGUGGCAUCUCCGUGGAGUUCUGCAGCCACAUCACCAGAGCAUUCACCGUGAGCGCGAGAGGCAGCCGUGUGGAGCGGGCAGAAGAGGCGCUCUCCCACAUGGGCAGCUCCGUAUUCAGUGGAAUCACACUAACAAAAUUUGGAGGAAUUGUAGUAUUAGCUUUUGCCAAAUCUCAGAUUUUCCAGAUAUUUUACUUCAGGAUGUAUUUAGCAAUGGUCUUGCUUGGAGCCACUCAUGGACUAAUUUUCCUGCCCGUCUUACUCAGUUAUAUAGGACCUUCUGUAAAUAAAGCCAAAAGUCUGUCCACUCGGGAACGAUACAAAGGGACAGAGCGAGAACAUCUCCUGAACUUCUAGCCCUCGGAGGCCGGGGGCGCUGGACUGUGUGUGCAGACUGGACAGUAAGUAGCUCCACUGUCGAAGGCAAGCGAGGCCUGGACGUGACCAGACAGCAGCAGCGUUGGCUGUAGUGCUUUUCAAACUCAGGAACACAGACUUGACUUGUGAAGCAGUAUUACUAGAUUUGGAAGGAACCCCGGAACACUAAGGCGCCUUCCAGCUCUCCAGGACUGAAACGUGACUCCCGAACACCAGGAUGCGGCUGUGACCCGCUCACAGGCCCCGCUGGAAGGCCAAUCAAUGCAAUGUUUCUCCAUUUUUAGGAGUAAGCCAUCACAAGUUCAACACCAUAUUUUCAGUAACACUUGAGGACAUUGUAGAUAAGCUUUAUGAUAACAUUUUAUAGUUUAAAGAGCUUUAUUGAUGCAAUAAAUUAACUUUGUACAUUUUUAUAUAUAUAUCUCUAUAAACAGCGAUUUCAGAAUGCUGUAGGCCUCAUCAGAGCUUGUUCCCCAAAAACCUGUUUGAAAAAAGCAACGUGUUCUUCACAGUGUUCACCUAUGAAGGAAAAGAAAGUUCAUGCAUUAGGUGGGGGUACAAGAAGAAAAUAAACACUGUAGCUCAUA